AUGGAAAUGCAGAAAGCCACUGCGACGCACAACAUCCAGCAGCACCACGACUUCUUCAGCGGGUCUUUGGAUGGUGUCGGUGCGUUCGGCUGCACCCGGCAAGCGGCCGCACACCAGCAAUUGGCGCAAGUGGAGACGUUUGAGCGCACGUUUCCUCGGAGGUCAAAACAGCAAAACCCCAAGUUUCCUAUGAGCAAAAAGAUUUUCCCCUGGAUGAAAGAGUCCAGACACUCAGAGCAGAAACACGGCAGGAGAAUCGCAGACUGCACCGUCAACGAGAAGUGUCCAAGCGCGACCCCGGCCUCCAAGAGGACGCGCACCGCGUACACGAGCGCGCAACUGGUGGAGCUGGAGAAGGAGUUUCACUUCAGCCGCUACCUGUGCAGACCGAGGCGGGUGGAGAUGGCCAGCCUGCUCAACCUCCAGGAGAGGCAGAUCAAGAUUUGGUUCCAGAACCGCAGGAUGAAGCAGAAGAAGGACGAGAGAUUGCAGGGCCUCACCACCACCACCUCCUCCUCCUCACCCCCGUCCUCCCCCUCCGCCCCGGGCAGCCCCACUCUGUCGAGCCUGGGUUAUGUCCAUCUGGGCGGGGAUUACCAGUCGGCCUCCCCUCCGCUCAAGUCCCAACAACACCAGACCCAGGCAGCGUACCCGCCAGAGUAUCCAGCUCCAGGCUUCACGCACGGCCCGCAGUUUAAUGUGCAGUACAACAGCGCGCACACAACAGACCCACAUGUGGAUCUGGACGGGUUAUAUUUCCCUCAGAGCUGCUCUCAGGACAGAAUCAUGCAAGCUCCAAAACUGACUCAUCUGUAGCAGACAAGAUGUG
Morone saxatilis (striped sea-bass) is the source of this 829-nucleotide messenger RNA. RefSeq names its product homeobox protein Hox-B3-like. Lineage: Eukaryota; Metazoa; Chordata; Actinopteri; Moronidae. Gene Ontology annotation, cellular component: nucleus. The record is from RefSeq and is a predicted model, not a curated record. The transcript is spliced from 2 exons. The coding region runs from base 1 to 816 and encodes 271 amino acids. Gene Ontology annotation, molecular function: RNA polymerase II cis-regulatory region sequence-specific DNA binding; DNA-binding transcription factor activity, RNA polymerase II-specific. Gene Ontology annotation, biological process: regulation of transcription by RNA polymerase II.